Molecule: messenger RNA, 2668 nt
Organism: Colletes gigas
Lineage: Eukaryota; Metazoa; Arthropoda; Insecta; Hymenoptera; Colletidae
Gene: C1q-VP
Exons: 3
Coding region: 162-647 (161 amino acids)
Molecular function (GO): protein binding
Source: RefSeq, a predicted model, not a curated record
GGUGAAGACUGGAGGUGGCGUCAAGACCAAGCAGUUCGGGCUCCAAGGUAAUAUAAAGGCGUACGUCGACUUCACCUGGUUUAACUUACCUGGAACACCGAACAGCUGCGCUGUCCAGCACGGCUAGGAAGUCCGCCACUGCCACACCACUUUCUACCAUCAUGGUGGUGUGGUCGGUGUUGUUGCUAGCAGCAGUCAUUUUAACGGAGGCAGCGGUACCAGAACCGCCGACUUCCGGUAUCACCACCGUCGGGUCCUUGAAAUUGGCCACAGCAGCUGAUUGUGCUGGUGUCGUCGCUUUUUCUGCCACCCAGGCUUCUGUAGACCAUGCCAGACUCGUCUUCGCUGAGACACUGGUCGACAAAGGCGUGGGCUACGUUGCCCAAACAGGAAUCUUCAUCACCCAUUGCCCGGGCCUGUAUCAAUUCAGUUUCGCCGGUUAUGGCAGUACCGACCUACGACUCACCCUGAAAAAGAAAUUGAACGACUCCGACAGCUGGAGGCCGGUGAUCAGCGUUGGUCCAGGAGGAGGCGCUAAUCUGGUCCUGCUGGACGUCGAAGCUGGCGAUCACCUUGCCGUUGUCGUCGAGUCCGGAAAAGUGACAGACGGUGUCUCGUUCUCCGGGUAUCGAAUCGCCAAGAAAUAAUCGACUUACCAGACAAUCCAUCCACGAUUCCUUUCUGAGAACACCAGACCACUAUUCGGAGGAUCAUCAACCACAAAACAGAACUUACGCAGAAAAGUUUCGCGAUCAGCCGGGAUCCAACGUCAACGUAAAGUUGUUCCAACGAUCGUAACUUCACCAAGUUUCUAAUUUACGAAGAACGCGUCCGGCUAUUGUCUAAAUUGUUCCAAGGCUGAUUACCGAUCUACCUUCCAAGAUUCUAUAAUCAUCAUCGUUACCUGAAAUCGACCUGAUGCUGAAGAGUGCAAAAUUGAAAAGUCUCAAUGUUCGAUCGGAAUUUGCUACAAUUGUGAAUUCGUUAUAUUUUUUUAUUUUUGCUUUUUUAAGAUUAAUCGCUCGAAACGAUUGUAAUCCAAGUUCGAGUUCUUAAUUCGGAAGAUGUUCGAUCAGAGUGGUUUUUAAUCUUCUCCACGAACUUAACGCUCUGUGAUAGCCGUUUACCUUCGAUCACUUUCUCUCACUGUCUCGUAAUUUCAUUGGUAUCGUUGAUUUUUUUAACUACAAUCGCAUCGGCACGAAUCAAUGAAAGCGCGAGACACGCUAAAACUUCUUCCAUCUCAGCUAAAAAACUUCUUCUCUACUUUACCUUUCGUUUCUUCUUCACAAAUAUUUCGUUUGCCCCUUCGUUAUACCUUCUAUAUUUCUAUCAAGUAAUUUUUACUUCAUCCAAAAAUACUUCCUUCUUCCUUUGUAAAAACUAUACUAUGCCUGUCAUCUAUCUUUCGAUCUCUAUUUCCUUACCUUUUCAAUUUCUUCCCCUUAUUUUCAACUGUUUUGUUUACACUGCUAACUAUACAAUUUUCUCAACUACCUAUCAGUAUUACGAUCUCAAAAUUUACUGAGUUUGCCAUAAAAUAUUCUUCGAGAAAAAUCUAUUUUGCUUUCCACUUUCUUCCGUGACUCUUUCAUGCUUCUCUUUCUUUACAAACCCUUUUUGUGUUCCUCACUUUCUCUUUUAACGCUUUAAUUAUCGUUACGUUACUACAACUACUCAGUCAUUACUUUCUUCAGUGCUUUACUGUCUCGACAACAACCUUUCUCUAAAAUUUCUAUACUGCUUACUAUUUCCUUGCAUUGUCGAGGUAUCUGAAAUUUAUCGUAUUAUUGUGUGCUCUAUUUUAUUUUCAUUUUUAGGUGCUACUUUCCUCCCCUAAUUUAAGCAAUUGUUCUUCUAUUUACUCAAAAAGUAAUCUUUAUUCUAUCCUUACGUUUCCUGUGCUCUACUGUGAUCUUAUUGUCUUUAGAAACUACUUUUGUAAAUUGAUCUCCAACUGAAAUUUUUCUUCUUUUUACAAAGCUCUACUCUUUCUUGUGGUUUCUCCUAUUCUUCUGUAUUUUCACGCUGCUAUUCCUAAUUUCUACUUUUCACUGUCUACUUUUCAUAUUUCUGCACCCUCUUUACACUUUCGUCUAGCCUCUAAUGUACAAAUUAUUUUUCCGUUUCAAAUUACGUUUUAAAUCUAUCCUCCUAUUCUAUUUUCUUCUCGAUUGAGAUCUUUUAUAGAAAUUUCAACGUUAAUUUCAGACCUGCUAUUUCUUUACAUUUAUUUCGACUGUCUAUAUUCAACUUUCAACUCUCUCUUUUUACUUACACCUUGCUUCUAAUGUAAAAAUUCUUUUGUUAUUGUAUAUUUCCUUUCUAUCGUCAUAAGUUUUCACUGAAAAUUUUUAUUAAAAUUCUUUGCUUCUCUGUUAUCUCUAUUUCACUUAAAAUUCUGUACUUUGUUCUAAAAUUCUUUUCUGGCACUAUUUUUCCCUAAUCUACUGUUUCUAGCUUCCAAAAUUUCAAUAUUUUCCACGCUAUCUGUAUACGUGUCUUUCUCUUCCGUGCUUUUAUUUUUCCCUGACUUUCUCUGAUUUUUACGUUAGCCUCGCUCUAAAAUUUUUUUCAUUUUCUAGCUCCCCAUGGCUUUUCUGUUUUUACGUUUCUGCUAUUUUCAAAUCACUUUAUUAUUUCGUUAGACAUUUGUAUAAAUAAAAUU